ACUUCGCUUACAUUACUCGCCACGGCCCUCACUCAAAGGAGCUCCCGUGCUCAGCCGGCCAAGAGGUCAGGUGCCGGGGCCCGUGAUGGUCUGCUACUACGAUCCGGCGUGGUCCAACGAUACCGCACGCGGCGCCUGGGUCUACCAUCUGUCGCAGCACUUUCACGCCGAGCAGUGCACCCACGCGGUCUUUGUGGCCGCUGAGUACGGUAACCGCGGCAUCGUGCUUCCUGGACACGUCUCAGAGUCCCUUGCGAAUUUUCUAAUUCUGCGACGGCCAAGUCUCCCCGUGCUGGUAUCCGUGAUGGUACGAGACGUCGCCGAAGCAUCUUCAAAUUGGCAACAAUUUGCCCAGGUUGUUGUCGACUGGGCCAUAAAGAAUGGUUUCGAUGGUGUGGAACUCGAUAUGGCCGAAGGGACAGCUGCACGCGGAUAUGACGCUCUGGCCCAGGCUUUAUCAAAGCAGAUGGCAGUGGCGACGCAACUUUGGAUCCUGAGCGCAAAUGUCUACAUGACGCCCAGCUUUUCAAAGCAAGUGGACUUGCAGGCGCUGCACAGGGUAGUCGACUUUUUGGUGCUCAACACUCAAGGCCUCUCGCUGGAUGAUCAGGUUACAUCAGCCCACUCGCCACUUUACGGGAAAAAUUCGUGGAACAGCACCCUUGGAAUGGUGUACGCCCGCACGGGAUCUCUGUCUCGGCUGGUGCCCACAGUACCGUUCAUGUCGCGAGAGUUCGAGCUCAGGGAAAAGUUGCCCAGCCCUACCAGCGUCUGCGCAGGCAUCGGCUGCCGAGGUGUGGCCGCGAAAACCCAGUACCACUCUUCGCCAGGCGUCAGAGCCUUCUUCGAGGUGUGUGAAACCUUAAACGAUACAUCGUGGUUGAAGGCCUGGCAGGAAGACGAUUACUAUUUCAUGGAGUCUAAAGAACGACGAUUCAUCGUUCUGGAAACAAGGGAAAGCAUCACUUGCAAGAUGCUAUUCGUUGCUGCCCACCGCUUGCUAGGCGUGGCGCUGAAGCAACUCGGUUUGGACGCUUUCCGAGCAUCGCCAGAGUGUGGCCCUCGGGACACGCUGUUUGACGCCGUGGACACCCAGUUCCGGCAAUUCCAACGCAGUGGAGACGGCAAGCUGCAGUGGAUGACUCCCCGCGUGCGGCUGACCGUGGUGCACGAGAGUGGAAGGACCAGCUGUGUUGGCAUCGUCUAGCCAGAUUGUAGCUAACCACAGUCGCGUUGUUUUAUGCUUUUUAAUAAUUUUUAGGGACUCCGUAUUGCUUCUUGUAGCACUUGAUAAACUUUGAAUAUUGAGCUGAUAUGUACGAUUAUGACGAAAGUGCGUUGUUCGCGUUAUCUGAAAUGCAUGUAAUAUUUUUUUUUCGUUCUCGGCGCUUGAAAUGAGUAUACUAUGAAUAAACGCUUGCGAUGGGUGUUUA
Molecule: messenger RNA, 1433 nt
Organism: Dermacentor albipictus
Lineage: Eukaryota; Metazoa; Arthropoda; Arachnida; Ixodida; Ixodidae
Source: RefSeq, a predicted model, not a curated record